Messenger RNA from Momordica charantia (bitter melon), 2980 nucleotides. RefSeq names its product cullin-1. Gene Ontology annotation, molecular function: ubiquitin protein ligase binding. NCBI's taxonomy places the organism in Eukaryota, Viridiplantae, Streptophyta, Magnoliopsida, Cucurbitales, Cucurbitaceae. Gene Ontology annotation, cellular component: cullin-RING ubiquitin ligase complex. Gene Ontology annotation, biological process: ubiquitin-dependent protein catabolic process. The record is from RefSeq and is a predicted model, not a curated record.
AAGAAUUAAAAUUGGUAAAAAGGAAAAAAAAAAUCCUCAACACGGAAGGGGGUCUCAUUCACUUCCCAUCCAACGGGGCUCGAGUCUUCGCCCUCUCCCGACAGCUCUCGCAUUUAUCGCUCUUUCGCCGUCGACGAUUUCCGGCGGAGCUCCGUCGUUUCUCCUCUUCCUCCGUCAUCGUAUGUAGGGGUUUUGAUUCUUGAUUAGGGUUUCUUCGACGAGACCGUAUUAGGUUUUUAUUUAUUUAGUCUUCGGUAAGGAGGAUUUCUGUCGACAUGACAAUGGGUGAGCGGAAGACUAUUGACUUAGAGCAAGGAUGGGAAUUUAUGCAGAAGGGGAUCACAAAAUUGAAGAACAUUCUAGAGGGUUUGCCUGAGCCUCAGUUUAGCUCCGAGGACUACAUGAUGCUUUACACGACCAUAUAUAACAUGUGCACCCAAAAGCCUCCGCAUGAUUACUCCCAGCAGCUUUAUGAUAAAUAUCGCGAAUCUUUUGAAGAGUACAUCACUUCCAUGGUCUUACCAUCCCUGAGGGAGAAGCAUGAUGAGUUCAUGUUGAGGGAACUUGUCAAAAGGUGGACCAACCACAAAGUCAUGGUGAGGUGGCUUUCUCGAUUCUUUCACUAUCUCGAUCGAUACUUCAUUGCUCGAAGGUCACUUCCACCCCUCAAUGAAGUUGGACUCACUUGCUUUCGAGAAUUGGUGUACAAAGAGCUAAACAGUAAUGUGAGAGACGCUGUAAUUUCAUUGAUUGAUCAAGAACGUGAAGGAGAGCAGAUUGACCGAGCUCUAUUAAAGAAUGUUUUGGAUAUUUUUGUUGAGAUUGGGAUGGGGCAAAUGGAUUACUAUGACAAUGACUUUGAAGCUGCAAUGCUUAAUGAUACUGCUGCUUAUUACUCUAGGAAGGCUUCAAAUUGGAUCCUAGAAGAUUCUUGUCCCGAUUAUAUGCUAAAAGCUGAGGAAUGCUUGAAACGAGAAAAAGAUAGAGUUUCUCACUAUUUGCACUCUAGUAGCGAGCCUAAGUUAUUGGAGAAAGUUCAACAUGAACUGUUGUCUGUUUAUGCUACUCAACUUCUGGAGAAAGAGCAUUCAGGAUGCCAUGCAUUGCUUAGAGACGACAAGGUGGAAGAUUUGUCAAGGAUGUUUCGUCUCUUCUCCAAAAUACCCAAGGGAUUGGACCCAGUUUCCAACAUAUUUAAGCAGCAUGUCACUGCUGAAGGAACAGCAUUGGUCAAACAGGCAGAAGAUGCUGCCAGUAACAAGAAGGCCGAGAAAAAGGACAUAGUUGGUCUGCAGGAACAGGUUUUUGUAAGAAAAGUGAUUGAGCUUCACGACAAGUACUUGGCUUAUGUGAAUGAUUGUUUCCAAAACCACACACUAUUUCACAAGGCUCUCAAGGAAGCUUUUGAAGUCUUUUGCAAUAAGGGUGUUGCUGGAAGUUCUAGUGCAGAAUUACUUGCCACCUUUUGUGAUAACAUCCUUAAGAAAGGUGGAAGUGAGAAGUUGAGUGAUGAAGCAAUUGAGGAGACACUUGAGAAGGUAGUGAAGUUGCUUGCUUAUAUCUGCGACAAAGAUCUGUUUGCUGAAUUCUACAGAAAAAAACUUGCUCGAAGGCUUCUCUUCGACAAGAGUGCCAAUGAUGACCACGAGAGAAGUAUAUUGACCAAAUUGAAGCAACAAUGUGGUGGCCAGUUCACUUCUAAGAUGGAGGGGAUGGUCACUGAUUUGACUCUGGCAAGGGAGAACCAAACUAGUUUCGAGGAGUACUUGAGCAAUAAUCCACAAGCUAGUCCGGGAAUCGACUUGACUGUUACUGUUUUGACCACUGGUUUUUGGCCAAGUUACAAGUCUUUUGACCUUAACCUGCCGGCAGAGAUGGUGAAGUGUGUUGAAGUUUUCAGAGAGUUUUAUCAAACCAAAACAAAGCAUAGAAAACUUACGUGGAUUUACUCCUUGGGAACUUGUAACAUCAGCGGAAAAUUUGAACCGAAAAUAAUGGAGCUGAUUGUGACGACUUAUCAGGCUUCUGCUCUGCUGCUAUUCAAUUCCUCAGAUAGAUUGGGUUACUCCGAAAUCAUGACGCAAUUAAACUUGAGCGAUGACGAUGUUGUUAGACUACUGCACUCAUUGUCAUGUGCCAAGUAUAAAAUUCUUAACAAGGAGCCAAAUACAAAGACCAUCUCUCCCAACGACCAUUUUGAGUUCAAUGCAAAAUUCACCGACAAAAUGAGGAGAAUAAAGAUCCCUCUUCCUCCUGUGGAUGAGAAGAAGAAAGUAAUUGAAGAUGUUGACAAGGAUCGAAGAUACGCUAUUGAUGCCUCGAUCGUGCGGAUAAUGAAGAGUCGGAAGGUUUUGGGACACCAGCAGUUGGUGAUGGAGUGCGUCGAGCAGUUGGGUCGUAUGUUCAAGCCCGAUUUCAAGGCGAUAAAGAAGAGAAUCGAAGAUCUGAUCACCCGGGACUAUCUAGAGAGAGACAAAGACAAUCCCCACUUGUUUAGGUACUUGGCUUGAUCUUGCUUUUUCCAUGGGUGAGGGUGGUGGGUGGUGGUGCUAUUCAAGAUAGCAUGAAAGGCUCGUGGUGGAAGCAGCUCGAGCACGUGCCCUCUGUAAUUCGUGUGCCGGUUUUUUCCUGAAAUCUUGAAACCAGGAGCUGAUCUGAUGAGAAAAAAGGUGGUUGUACAUUUUGCCCAUCCGAAGGAGGUGAGAGCAAGCCUUGUUGUUAAGGUUGUGUGUGGUACUGACACUUUUGGGAGGGCGGAAAAAGAUUUUAGUUAUUUUUAUAUAUAUAAUAUGGUGGUCCGAUUAUAUAUGAGCGGACUGUAUUACAAUACGACGUUGUCUUGGACUUUUGUUGAUCUUAGUUGAAAUUUGUACAUCUGUUGCUUUUCGAUUGUUAAUUUUGAACACUAGCAGCAUCAGGUGAAAAAUGUCUCUGGAAAUUUAGAUACAUAUCCUCCUAUUAUUGUUCUGCUUGUUUAAAA